Molecule: messenger RNA, 1960 nt
Organism: Eurytemora carolleeae
Lineage: Eukaryota; Metazoa; Arthropoda; Copepoda; Calanoida; Temoridae
Product: Down syndrome cell adhesion molecule-like protein Dscam2
Exons: 10
Source: RefSeq, a predicted model, not a curated record
ACUCAGGGUCGGACCAUCCUCUCACGUUCUGCUCCAGGUAUACUAGUCUAUACUAAUAUCUCGGAGAAAAAACCUGGAAAAUAUUGACGAAAAGACCAUGAUUUGAAAUUUAAACAAUAUAUUUUGCUUAAGUUUAUCAAAAAGCCAAGUGAUAACCAGAGGUUAUAAAAACUACACCUAAUUAUCAUUUCAAGAUUAAGAGUUGUUAAUCAAGAUUAUAAACCAUGUGUUAGCUCUAAUCAUCUUAAAACUCUGCUGUUUCGGAGUCAAACCUCAACUCCCAACGCUGAAUAAGGGUUGGAUGAGGAGCUGUAUACAACCAGAAUAAACAGAAUCUCAACAACAAAAACAUUUGGGGAAAAUAUACUUCUAACCGGAGAAAAUUUUACCCUGAAGCCAAAGAAAAAUAUUCCCUGAACCCGGAGAAAAAUAUUUCCUGAACCCGGAGAAAAAUAUUCUCCGAACUCGGAGAAAAAUAUUCACUGAACCCGGAGAAAAAUAUUCACUGAGCUCGGAGAAAAAUAUUUACUGAACUCGGAGAAAGAUAUACUUUGAACCCGGAGAAAGAUAUACUUUGAACCCGGAGAAAGAUAUACGUUGAACCCGGAGAAAGAUAUACUUUGAACCCGGAUAAAGAUAUACUCUAAACCUGGAGAAAGAUUUACUCCGAGCCCGGAGAAAAAUAUCCACCAUAUAUGGAGAGAAAAGAAACUCCGAACCCAAAGAAAAAUAAUCUCUGAACCAAGAGAAAAAUAAAACCCAAACCCAGAGAAACAUAAACUCCGAACCCGGAGUAAAACAUCCACUGAAUUCCACUGAAUUUAGAGCAAACAACAAAUGUAAGACGAACUGUUCUCCAGCUUGAAGAAGGACCUGGAGUAGGUUAGAAGACUGGAAUCCAGCUUGAAGAAGGAUCUGGAGUAAACUGGUGCUUAGGAUGGUUCCAUGAUCUCUGUAUCCUGGUCAGCUUGGAAACCAAGAAUGGGGUUUCUCACUUACUAUCUUCUAAUCUUAGGCUUGGUAUUAUUGGCUGAUUGUUAUGGACCUCAGUUUCCCCGCCCCCUCCCUCCAAGCCUAACAUUCACCAAUGACACGGGGGGCGUGGUCUCUUGUGUUGUAGGAGGUGAGCCCCGCCCUACUAUAGCCUGGGUAGGGCGGGAGGGAACGCCUCUUCCCUUAGUUCCAGAUCUAUAUAGAGAUAUGGGGAAUGGAACUCUGCAGUUUUUCAGGUUCAGUCCUGAGAAGUGGAUGAGUGAGAUUCAUGACUCCCAGAUAAGAUGCCGUGCAACCAAUCCGUACGGUACAAUAGUAUCUUCUCUACUGCACGUCAGAGCAGUUGUGUCAGAACAUCAGCUGGUCCAGGUAGUCGGAGAACCGGUUUUAAAACUAAACACUGGAAUACUCAAAUGCCAGGUCCCGGCCUCGCUGAAGCACAGUUCGGAGGUUGUCUCCUGGAAGUUUGGGAAUAAUUAUAUUUAUCCUACUAAAUCAUGGACUUCAGGUCUAGAUAUAGUGAUGGUACCGAAUGGAGAGCUCCAUAUCUCGUCUGUCGACUACAGGCACACUCAUCAUCCGUACUUCUGUAUCAUUCGGAACCUGGAGACAGGGAUCAACCAGGAGAGCCUUCCUUUCCAUCUCACAGUAAAAGAUACAAUUCCAUUGAUGCGUCCGGAGCAAAUGUCUGACCAGGAGUUUUAUAUCAGCGUUGAACAGGGGCACAUUGCAGCUCUACCAUGCAGGGUUCAAUCCUCUCCACCACCUACUCUCAGUUGGUUCAAUGUUCGGAGCAACCUGCUUCAGCCUGUUACUCAGGGUACAAGGAUACAUGCUACAGCUCAUAUGCUGGUCAUCACGGAUACACAGGUGUCAGAUAGUGGUCAGUACAGAUGCACUGCUCGGAAUGAGGUUGGUGAAACAAGUAUUACAAUUCACCUUCAAGUUGAACCUCCACUGGUUGUUG